AUGGAGGAGCUCCAAGAAAGAAUAACUAAGUUCAUUCGAAUGGAGGAUUGGAGAUAUGCCAGAAGGCAGCCCCAAACAGAAGCUCCCACCAAUGGGAGCAAAAAAGAAACGCAACAGAUUCGUGAAGGAGACCGAAGGCCCCCUAGGCGAGAAAUACCCCUUCGCCCUCGAUAUGAUCAUUAUGCACGCCUGAACGUGCCAUUGACAAAGGUGUUUAAGGAGGCCCUGAGCGCUGAGCUCCUCAACGUACGAAGACGACCCACACCCAGGACCGCUGACGCAACCAAGGUCUGCCUAUUUCAUGUCAACCUGGGACAUUCCACCGAGGAUUGUACCACCCUCCGAGAUGAACUCCAAAGAGUCAUUCGAGCAGAAUAUCUCCGUCAAUUCGUACAAGAAGAACCAGAACCACGUAAAAGAUCUCCCAGAAAAGUAAGAAGUCCCAAACGAAUUCAUGACGCUAGUGUUCGCCCCAGAAACCAUUCACGAAGCCGCCAAAGGGAGAGAGAUCGCUCCCGAAGUCGUCCCAGGGAGCACGUAAGAGAAAGACCAAUUAGGGGUCGAGUUGACACCAUCUCCGGAGGCUUCGCCGGAGGUGGAGUGUCUUCAUUUGCUCGGAAAAGACAUUUGAGAAACCUUCGGAGCGUCAACAAUGUAAGGCGUAAUUCUGUGUCCAUGCCCGAUAUUACAUUCACGGAUGUGGACUUCCACGCUCCAGAGCCCGACCAAGAUGAUCCAAUGGUAAUCACUGUCGAAAUAACAUUAUACGAUGUCAGCAAAGUUUUAAUUGAUCACGGUAGCUCAGUCAACAUACUGUAUUGGAUGACUUUCCUAAAGAUGGAUUUGUCAGAAGAUAUAAUAUGCCCGUUCAACGAGCAGAUCGUAGGCUUCGUAGGAGAAAGAGUUGAUACCUGA
Messenger RNA from Vigna radiata var. radiata (mung bean), 915 nucleotides. RefSeq lists its product as uncharacterized. NCBI's taxonomy places the organism in Eukaryota, Viridiplantae, Streptophyta, Magnoliopsida, Fabales, Fabaceae. The record is from RefSeq and is a predicted model, not a curated record. Bases 1 to 915 code for a protein of 304 amino acids. The transcript has a single exon.